AUGGGCACAUGCUCUAAGGUCUACACCACUGAGGGCCGAUCAGGCCCUGAGUUCUACCCAGGCCUUAAAGCCCGUGUGACCCGCUCAGAACAAGGACUCAAGGGGGCAACAGCCUCCCAGCUGGGAGAGCGCCGGGAGCCCAGCUCUGCACCCACGGCCUCCGCCCGGAGCCAAGCGCUCGAUGGGCACCUCCCCGGGCAGGCUGCGCCCCUCAGGCACGGCCCGGCCCCCGCGGGGUCGGCCCCUGGCAGCAGGGCUCGGCCGCCUGCAGCCCGCGCCCGGCGCCCCCCGACCAGCCUCGGCCCGCAGGGGGGCCCGGCGGUCCCCGCGCCGGCGUCAACCCCGAGGCCAUCCUCCAAGCGUCCCGCGACCCGGUCUGGGCGCUCGUCCCUGGCUGCCGCCGCAGGGCACUCCGUGAUCCUGUGGACCCUGCGCUCUCUUCUGGGGCUCAUCGCCUGGGUCCGCAGGCGCGGCGGCCUGCACAGGGCGAAGCUGUCCGCCCCCCAGGCCCAGGCGUCCCUCACCUGCGCGUCCGUCCCGGGCAGACUCCCUGCCUAUGUGCCGCAGCUGCGGCUUGUCACCCCGGGGCCAACGUCAGCACCCAGCUGUGCCCAAGAUGUCUCCGCAGGGAAGACGGCGUGGAGGGCCCGGGAGGAGCAGGAGGACCCCGCACUCACGGGGCCCCCAGACGCCCGGAGAAGGUGCGCUAAAGGCUCCGGGGCAGCACAGCCGGCAUUCGGGCCCUUCAGGGUGGACACAAGCCCCCGUUCCUUUGUGCCCAGGCCUGGGCCUCUGCACAGAAGCCUCCCCUACCAGGGAUCAGACGACGCAGCUGACAAGGAGUCCCACCCGGCCGGCAGGAGCUCCUGCCGCCACCGAAAUGCCAUCAGCAGCUCCUACAGCUCCACCAGGGAGGUCCCGUCAGCGCAGAGGAGGAGGGCUCCAGCCACAAGACAGGGCUGGCCGCCCCCCACGCCCCCAGACAAAGUCAGCCCACACAGCCCCUGGCGUCCCGCGGCGCCUUCUGUGCCUUGCCAGAUGGAGAACCAGCGCCAGGAGGAGGCGGGUGCCACCACCGGGCAGAGAGAAACCUGCAGGAACCGCUCACCCACGUCUCACUGCUCCAGGCCCCGAAGACGCAAGAUGCCUCUGCUGCCACACAGGCCAGGGGAUCCUGUGCGGCUGCCGCCAGCCCCUGUGCUCGGCUUUCGAGUCACCGCCCAGGACCUAGACGCGGAGAAGAGAGCCGCCCUCCAGCGCAUCGACCGUGCUUUGCGACGAGGGGACAUGGAGGGCAUCUCGAGGGGCGGCCUCACGUGCCCUUGCAGUGCCUUGCCCUGGCCUGCUGCACGGGCUGUUGUACUGCCAGCUGUCCCCCCAGCCCCUGGCCUAAGUGCACAGCGGGCGGAGCAGGACUCCCCGCGUCCCCUGGCUGUCCUGCCGCCUGGUGGAUGGGCUGUCUCUGUGCCGCCUCUGUCUCAGGGGGAGCCCAGGUCCCCUGGUGCCCCCUCCUCCCUGUCACAGUCCCUGCCCCCAGCCCCACGCACCUUGCUGGCCUCUGCGUCCUGCCCGGGAUCGGGCAGGGCUGACCUGUCUGCCGAGGGCCGGGACCCGUCCAGGCCUGCUCCCUGCUCUGCAUCAGGCCUGGCGUGUGCACUGAGCAGCCCAGCUCCUGGCCAGUCCAUUCCCGCAGCUGCGGCAGAGUCCCUGCCCCCCUCCAGGGUGAAGCCCGGCGCGGACUCCCCUGCGAUGGGAGGCGAGGGAGGGGGCUCUCUGCCAACCAAGCACUGGGUCAGCGGUUUCACAGCUGCCAGCUGUGCCUUCCCCACUGCUACCAGCACGGACUGCUCCAAAACAGACUGCCCUAGCCCCAUGUAUGUCGACUGUCCAGCGUUCAGCUCCCAGAGCUCCCCUCCCACCGUGGGUUCUCGUGUCCCCCCUUCCAGGAGCCUGCCGGUCACUUGCGCCGUCCCUUCCAGCCCCUCGAGCGGCACAUCCACAGGCUUGGCUCCCCAGCCAGCCUCUGACGUCCAGGUCACCUCCAUGGACUGCACUCCCCCUUGCAUGCCUCUGCUCCUGGGCUCUCCCCAUGGCUCUAGUAGGAGCUUCUAUCCACCUGCCCAGGCCCUUCCGAUGCCCUCCAGGGACAGCAUGGGCUCAGUCACAGCCAGCACUGGCCUGCACGCACUGGGGCUCUGGAGCCCCAGCACACCUGUGAACCAUCCCUGUGGGAACCCAGGAACCCCAGCUCAGCCCACACUCGGGGCCACGGAUGGGCAGUGUCAGGGAGCCACCACCCUUUGCAUCCCUGUCCCCUACGGACCAUGGGCAGCUCGAGCCUCAACCACGGCCCGGGCCCUGACCUCUGCUCUAGGCCAGCUCUCCUUGGGCAGCGCCACACAGGAGGCUUUGGGGGUUUCCUCGCCCACGUCCUGCACCUCAGGGACCCAUGCUGGCACCCAGCCAGGCUGUGCUGCCACCCCAGCUGUCGUGCCCCCUGGCACGGCCACCGCCCCUGGCUCUGUGACCAAUGCUGGGCCAGGCAGCUGGCAGCCCUGCCCAAUAGCUGGCGCCACAAGCUCAGCCCCCUUGACCUUCGGGGUUGCGGCAGCCCCCGCAGGCCUGGGGAGGCGACAGGCUGCCCCGGAUCAGAGGCGCAGCUUUGGCGCUCACAGUGUUACACCACAAACCAGCGGGGCCCCGAGCAGCACACACCGCUCCGGGGACAGCUUGGGCCUGAACACCCGGGGCCACCCUCGCGGCAGCACCCCCAACACCACCGCCCGAGCCAGCACCAAACACAACCCUGUGUCUGGAGGCCCGAACGCCCCUCCUGUUAGUCCCAGCCCGAGGGACCUAGCCGCUCAGAGGCCCCCGAGGCCCAGCCCAGAGCCCAGCAGCACUGCCAGCAAGGCCACCUGCAGGGUCGCGGGGCUCCUGGGCCCUACUCCUCGUGGCGCUGCCUCUGUGCUGAGCACAGCCAGGAGCAGCCCUGCCGGGCCGAGCCCCUCGUCAGCUGCCCCGGGCUCGGGGAGUCGCAAAAGAGCUGCGCCGGGCCACAAGUCAUUUCCCGACACCUCGCAAUCCACUCUUUUGGGGUCUAGGAGGAAAAUGCGGGCCUGA
Molecule: messenger RNA, 3123 nt
Organism: Canis lupus familiaris (dog)
Lineage: Eukaryota; Metazoa; Chordata; Mammalia; Carnivora; Canidae
Product: nuclear envelope pore membrane protein POM 121-like
Exons: 3
Coding region: 1-3123 (1040 amino acids)
Source: RefSeq, a predicted model, not a curated record